This is a messenger RNA of Aureobasidium namibiae CBS 147.97, 1392 nucleotides long. Its product is annotated as Low temperature viability protein. NCBI's taxonomy places the organism in Eukaryota, Fungi, Ascomycota, Dothideomycetes, Dothideales, Saccotheciaceae. The record is from RefSeq and is a predicted model, not a curated record. Gene Ontology annotation, cellular component: cytosol; preribosome, small subunit precursor; nucleus. Gene Ontology annotation, biological process: ribosomal small subunit export from nucleus; ribosomal small subunit biogenesis. The annotation marks the transcript as partial. The transcript has a single exon.
UAUCUCAGCGGAAAGGAUGCGACCAAGUUCGCCCUGGUCCACCGCGCUCAAAACGACCCUCUCAUCAACGAUGCCGACGCCCCUUCCAUGGUCUUUGCCGAACUCAGAGGUCCUCAAUACGCCAAAAACAGCCGCAAGAUCAAGGAGCGUGGCGAUCUAGAAGAUGAGUUCGGUACAGACUACAAGCCCAACGAGGGUGAGGCAGCCGAGCACGGUGUCUACUUCGACGACACCCAGUACGAUUACAUGCAACAUCUGCGCGACCUGGGCUCUGGAGGUGGUGCCGCUACUUGGGUUGAGGCUCGCUCAGCAAAGAACAAGAACAAGGGGAAGAUGAGUCUGGAGGAUGCGCUCCGCGGCAUGGACGUCAAGGAUGAUGACUUGCAGAGUUAUGGUGGAGAGAGUGUUGCUUCGACCAGAAGUCUGAUGCCCGACGACAUGCUGCCUAGCGACUUUGUCCGCAAAACAACCUACCAGGAUAUGCAGGCUGUACCAGACGCUAUUGCUGGCUUCCAGCCCGACAUGGAUCCCCGUUUGCGCGAAGCCCUAGAGGCUCUGGACGACGAGGCAUACGUCGACGACGAGGACGACAUCUUUGCAGAACUUACUGGUGACGCCGAGGAAGUCGAUCGCGAUGACUGGGAAGGUCUCGAGUUCGACGAGGAAGAGGGCGACGGCUACGUCGACGACGACGAUGAAGGCUGGCAAUCCGACGACACAAUCAAGGCUGGAGAAAAGGGAGAGAAGGGCGAACAUCUACCACCGCCUGCCGACACUGCUGCUCCACCGCCCUCAGACCCCAGCGCAGGAGCCUGGAUGGAAGAAUUCACAAAGUUCAAGCAAGACGUCAAGGCCGCAAAGGCUCUGCCCAAGAAAGAAGCCAAGCCUGCACCAUCAGACAUACAGUCCAUCAACACCGGUCUUUCAUCUCUGGCUUCUGGCCGCCGCAAGAAGCGCAAGGGUGCCAUGACCUCGACAUCCGGCUACUCUAUGUCCUCGUCCGCCCUCGUCCGCACAGACGCCCAAAGUCUGCUGGACCAACGCUUCGACAAGAUCGAAGAAGCCUACGCCGAAGACGAUUUCGAUGACUAUGGUUCCCAAUUCGAUGAUGCCGAAUCCAUGGCUUCAGGCAUGACUGGCAUGUCUCACGCCUCAGCCAUCAGCUCAUACUCACGAGCCACCGACUCGGAAGCCCCCAAUCUCGUCCGCAGUGACUUUGACAGCAUCAUGGAUGGUUUCCUUGCCGGCCACUCGCGUGCUGGUAACCGUGGUCGCCAUAUCAAGAAAUCUGGCUUCCAGACUGGGAUGGAGCAGCUUGAUGAGAUCCGUUUCGGUCUGGGUCCUGCUCGUUUGGGCAAGUCUGCCCGUGCUCAGAGCACUCGUCACCAAUGA